Electrophorus electricus (electric eel) is the source of this 7387-nucleotide messenger RNA. The record is from RefSeq and is a predicted model, not a curated record. NCBI's taxonomy places the organism in Eukaryota, Metazoa, Chordata, Actinopteri, Gymnotiformes, Gymnotidae.
AUUCUGCUUCACUGGCCCAAGGAACAAGAGCGUGUACAUACCAGUGAGAGGGAGAGAGAGAGAGAGAGAGAGAGAGAGAGAGAGAGAGAGAGAGAGAGAGAGAGAGAGAUAGACAGCGACAGAGAAAGCAGAGCCUGGUGGAUUACCCAUUCCUGGAGGAAGCACGCGUGCAUGUGGGUGUGUGUGUGUGUGUGUAUGUGUGAGUGAGAGAGCGAGAGAGGGACAAUAGCAGAUGCACGUUCCCCCCCACGCCCUGCGUCUCCCCACUCACUCAUCUCCAGCUGAGCGUGUGUGCGUGCCGCACUGUGGACUUCAGUGUGUGUGUGUGCGGAUCUGGAUCUAAGUGGUGUCUGUGCUUGAAGCCAUGAGACUGGCGGCUGGAGCUCCGGGGCCAUGUCUGGCUGCUCGCGCUCUUGGGGCGGUUCUGCUUCUCGUGUGGCUGUGGGACGCACAGACACAGACGGUCAGCAGCAUCAAGCCCACUUACAUCUGGCAGACAGGGCCCUGGGGCAGGUGUAUGGGUAGUGAGUGUGGUCCAGGUGGGAGUCAGAGCCGAGCAGUGUGGUGUGCCCACUCUGAGGGCUGGACCACCCUACACACCAACUGUCCUCAGAGCAAGCGGCCUGACAACCAGCAGAAAUGCUUUCGUGUCUGCGACUGGCACAAGGAGUUGUAUGACUGGCAGCUGGGUGCGUGGAACCAGUGCGUGCCCAUCUCACUGCACAAGCCCGGGGUGCCACGGCCGCCAGUGUGUACGCGGGGCGAGGAGGGCAUACAGACGCGUGAGGUGAGCUGUGUGCAGAAGACAGAUGGCGAGCCUGCCAACGACGCCAUCUGUGAGUACUUUGAGCCCAAGCCGCGGCUGGAGCAGGCCUGCCUCAUUCCCUGCCCACGGGACUGCGUUGUAUCAGAAUUCUCGCCCUGGACCUCAUGCUCCAAGACAUGUGGCACAGGCCUGCAGAACCGCGUACGCUCAGUCCUGGCCCCGCCCUUGUUCAGGGGCUCAGCCUGCCCUAACCUGACAGAGUUGCGCACCUGUGAACUGGUGCCCUGUGAGGGGGAGGAGAGUGUGCACAGCCUCAGGGUGGGGGCCUGGGGGCCCUGCAGCUUGGUGCCUUCAAGGGAGGCCCGUCAGGUGCCCCAAGACCAUCCCAAACAUCUGGAUAGGCCCGACCGACCUGACCAACCUAAGCAUCCUGACAGACCAAAACGUCCAGACAGACCGAAACGUUCAGACAGACCAAAACGUCCAGAUAGACCAGAUCACCCAGAUAGACUGAAUCGCCCAGAUAGACCAAAUCGUGCAGACAGGCUAAAACGUCCUGACAGACCAAAACGCCCAGACAGACUGAGACGCCUAGACCGAGCCGACCAGCCGGACCGUCAGACGAGGCAGGAGCGGCAGGCCAAACGGCGCAAGAACAAAGAGAAAAAGGAGGCAAAAGGAGAGCGUGUGAGGCAGAGGCAAAGGGACAGAGAAAGGGUGAAGGACCCAGAAACCCGAGAGCUUAUUAAAAAGAAGCGCACGAGGAACCGACAAAACCGGCAGGGCGGCAAGUUCUGGGACCUGCAGGUGGGCUACCAGACCAGGGAGGUGAUGUGUGUGCACAGGAACGGAAGCACUGCAGCGCUGAGCCUGUGCCAUGAGCAGACCCUUCCUGUGACAUACCAAGCCUGUGUUAUCACCAAGGACUGUGAGGUGACAGAGUGGUCUGACUGGUCGGCCUGCUCAAAGGAAUGCUACGAGCCCAAUGGGCCCAAGGGCAAGCGGACGCGUAUACGCCGCAUCCAGCAGUUCAACGUGGGUGGAGGAACAGAGUGCCCCCACCUGGAGGAGUCUGAGACAUGCACCCCUCAGGGUGACGGGAUCCUGCCAUGCAUAGCUUAUACCUGGAAGACCACGGAGUGGAGUGAAUGCCGGGUGGAUGUGCUCCUCAGCCAACAGGACCGUCGUCGGGGCAACCAGACAGGGCUAUGCGGAGGUGGGAUCCAGAAUAGGGAGGUGUACUGUGUUCAGGCUCCCUCUGACUUCCAAUCCAACCUCAACUCCCUCAAGAGCAAAGAAGCUUCGCGGCCGGUGAACAGCGACCUGUGUAUAGGGCUUCCUCCCAACACCACUCAGCUGUGUCACAUCCCAUGUCCAGUGGAGUGUGAGGUCUCUUCCUGGAGUGCCUGGGGACCCUGCACGUUUGAGAACUGUCAGGACCAGAGCUCCAAGAAAGGUUUCAAACUGAGGAAGAGGAAGGUUCUGAACGAGCCGACGGGUGGCGCAGGAAACUGCCCCCACCUGACGGAAGCUAUACCAUGUGAGGAACCCAGCUGCUACGACUGGUUGCUGGUGAGGCUGGAAGAAUGUAUUCCUGAUAAUAACAGAGAGUGUGGACCCGGUACCCAGAACCCACAAGUACAAUGCAUCAACAGCGAUGGUGAGUUUGUGGACAUGCAGCUGUGUCGUGAUGCCAUCCUGCCCAUACCUGUGCUGUGCGAGGUGCCCUGCCUGAGGGACUGUGUGCUGAGCCCCUGGACGUCCUGGUCACUCUGCUCACACACCUGCUCGGGCAAGAACACAGAGGGCAAGCAGACACGGGCACGCUCCAUUCUGGCCUAUAGUGCUGGAGAGGGUGGCGUACAAUGUCCCAACAGCAGUGCCCUGCAGGAGGCAAGGAGCUGCAACGAACACCCCUGCACUGUCUACCACUGGCAGACGGGCCCCUGGGGGCCAUGCAUAGAGGACACCUCUGUACCCACCUCCAAUGGCUCCCUGAGCCCUGGAGGAGCAGGGGCAGGGGGCAUCGAGGCUUCCUGUGCCGUGGGUAUGCAGACCCGCAAGGUCAUCUGCGUGCGGGUCAACGUGGGUCAAGUGCCACCCAAGAAGUGUCCAGAGAGCAUACGGCCAGACACAGUGAGGCCAUGUUUGCUGCCAUGCAAAAGAGACUGUAUCGUCACGCCAUACAGUGAUUGGACUCCGUGCCCUUCCACCUGUCAAGCAGGUGGAGCUAUGAAGAAGAAACAGUCAAGGAAACGCAUCAUCAUUCAACUGCCAGCCAAUGGGGGCCAGGAUUGCCCAGAAGUACGCUACCAGGAGAAGGAGUGUGAGGCACCUUCUGUUUGCCCUGGCUACCGGUGGAAGACCCAUAAGUGGAGACGGUGUCAGCUGGUGCCGUGGUCUAUUCGGAAAGAUAGCCCUGGCGCUCAGGAAACAUGUGGACCAGGGUUACAGGCUAGAGCGGUGUCCUGUCGGAAGCAGGAUGGUGGGCAGGUGGACAUUGGGGUGUGUCUGAAGCUGGCUGGUCCAAUGCCCCUGCUCUCUCAGGCCUGUCAGCACCCAUGUCAGGAUGACUGCCAGUUGACCAGCUGGUCCAGGUUCUCGUCCUGUGCGUCUGACUGUGUGGGGGUGCGCACACGUAGACGUUUACUUGUGGGUAAGAGUAAGAAAAGAGAUCACUGUAAAAAUACUCAGGUGUACCCACUCAGCGAAACCCAAUACUGCCCCUGCAAUAAGUACAAUGCCCAGCCUGUGGGGAACUGGUCUGACUGCAUCUUGCCAGAGGGCGGCCGAGUAGAGGGACUCCUGGGUAUGAAGGUGCAGGGCGAUAUCAAGGAAUGUGGCCAGGGCUAUCGGUACCAGGCCAUGGUGUGCUACGACCAGGACAACCGACUGGUGGAGACCUCCCGCUGCAACAGUCACGGGUAUAUUGAAGAAGCCUGUAUCAUUCCCUGCCCAUCUGACUGCAAACUCAGUGAGUGGUCAAACUGGUCGCGAUGUAGCAAAUCAUGUGGGAGUGGAGUCAAAGUGCGCUCAAAGUGGCUUAGAGAAAAGCCCUACAACAGUGGAAGACCGUGCCCUAAACUCGACCACGUUAAUCAGGCUCAGGUGUAUGAGGUGGUUCCCUGCCAGAGUGACUGUGGUCAGUACAUUUGGGUGGCUGAGCCUUGGAGUGUCUGGAAAGUCAGCAAUGUGGACUUGAAGGAAAACUGUGGUGAGGGUGUGCAGACCAGGAAAGUUAGAUGUAUGCAAAAUACAAUUGACGGGCCUUCAGACCCAGUUGAAGACUAUCUGUGUGACCCAGAGGAGAUGCCUCUUGGAGCCAGAGAGAGCAAGCUUCCCUGCCCAGAGGAUUGUGUCCUCUCUGACUGGAGUCCCUGGAGCCAGUGCCCACUGCCUUGCAGUACAAAUAACACCCGAGAGAGGACUGCCAGUCGUAUACGUCAGCCUGGGGAAUCAAAGCAAUGUCCUUCCACAACAGAGCAAGAGUCCUGCACCCUCAACACCAACUGCUUUCACUACUCGUAUAAUAUCACAGACUGGAGCACAUGCCAGUUGAGUGAGCGAGCUGUAUGUGGUAGCGGCAUCAAGACCCGCAUGCUGGACUGCGUGCGCAGUGACGGCAAGUCGGUGGAUCUCAGGUUCUGUGAGGAGUUUCAGCUUAAUCUCGAAAGGAAGUGGCAGAUGAAUGCUUCCUGUGUGGUUGAGUGUCCUGUCAAUUGCCAGUUGUCAGACUGGUCGUCCUGGUCCGAGUGCUCCCAUACCUGUGGGUUGGCAGGGAAGUUGUGGAGACGGAGGAGUGUGGUGCAGGCAUCUCAGGGUGAUGGCCGUCCCUGCCCCUCGCAGCUGGAGCAGUGGAAGCCGUGUCCGGUCAGGCCCUGCUACAGCUGGAGAUAUGGCGCCUGGUCGCCAUGCCAGGCUGAGGGCGCUCGGUGCGGUGAGGGCGUGCGGUUCAGGAACGUAUCCUGCUUCGUGUCAAACGGCUCAGGGAGGAACAAGGGCAACCUGGUAGAUGAGGAGCUGUGUGGAGACCUGGAGCAGGCUGUGGACGGAGACAAACAGAUCAUACUGGAGGAGUUGUGCACGGUGCCCUGCCCGGGGGAGUGCUAUUUGACGGAGUGGACGGCGUGGAGCGCUUGCCUGCUCAGCUGUGUGGGUGGGGAGGAUCUGGGCUUUGGCUCAGUGCAGGUACGAUCUCGAGCUGUACGUGCCCAAGAAGCCGAGAACCUCCACCAGUGUCCGCAGCAGGAGUGGGAGGUCCGGCCAUGCACAGAGGGCCAGUGUUAUGAGUAUAAAUGGAUGACUGGUCCGUGGAGAGGCUCCUCCCGUCUGGUGUGGUGUCAGCGCUCGGAUGGGUUAAAUGUCACAGGUGGAUGCCUGGUGACAAGUGAACCCGUAGCAGAUAGGUCAUGUGAUCCAUCCUGUGACAAACCCCACUCUUACUGUACCGAGGCCGGUAUGUGCGGGUGCGAGGAGGGCUACACUGAGGUGAUGACAUCAAAUGGGGUCCUGGACCAGUGUACAGUCAUUCCAGUGCUGGAGAUCCCCACUGCAGGGGACAGCAAGGCUGACGUAAAGACCAUCAGGGCCAUCAGCCCCACCCAGCCCAAUGCCAGCCUGCCAGGCCGUUCCAGCCGAACCUGGUUCCUACAGCCCUUCGGACCAGAUGGCAAACUGAAGACCUGGGUGUACGGUGUGGCAGCUGGGGCGUUUGUGCUUCUGGUGUUCAUCUUCUCCAUGACUUACUUAGCCUGCAAAAAGCCAAAGAAGCCACAGAGAAGACAGAUGAACAACAGACUGAAGCCUCUUACUCUGGCUUAUGAUGGUGAUGCUGACAUGUAGCCUUGCUGUAACCGCCACUCUGCUCCUGUGAAAGCACCCCCUCUCCACAGCUGCCUGCCGGCCACCCAUGGCUCAGGUCCCUGAGGCCUGACGUUUACUCACGUUUUCUAUGACCUUCCGAAACCUCCAGCUCAGUCUUGUCCCUCGUCCCUCCUUUCUCUCUUUUUUUCCUUUCUUUAAAAAAAAAAAAAAAAAAAGAAGACUUUCACUGGAGCCUUCACAAAAAAUUGUCUUAACGAAGUCUGCCUUUAUCUGUCUGCCAUUCUGUAACAUAGACUUGUUUUUUCAGAAGGAAAGCCAUUGGACAGGGCCCUUUUUUUGAUAGACGGGUUUUGCCGAGAAAGUGCGAGAAUGCCUGUUACCUCUUCACACAUGUAGAGCUGUGUUUGAUGGAUAACUCCUCAACUCACAGUUCAUGUAAUUGUAUUCAAUUACCCUGAAACAUGCUCCAUUUGGGUUUGGUUCUUUUGCAGCCACCUCUGCAUAGCAUUGUGGCAUUGGUUUUGGGGUUGGUACUCAGAUUUCACAGGCCUGCUAUCCCCCCUCUAUAGAAACUAUGGCCAGCCUCUCCCUUCUCUGUAUUCAGGUUCCAUUUUGCACUAUAUUAGUGCAGCAUGAUUACUUAUAACAUUGCCAUAGAAAACUGCCUCUCUCAAUACAAAUGAUGUACAGUCUUGUGCUAGACGUGUAAAAAAAAGUAGACAUUUUUUGCAGAAUGAACUUGCAAAUGUUGUUUAAAGUUGUUUACCUCCUGUUUGUGAUAAGAUGGGGCACAAAUGUAAAAUACUUUUUGUGGUUGCCACUAUUCCCUUGUAAAAUGUACAUUUGGAGUCUGCUAAGUGUUGCCUGACUGACUUUAUGUAUGUCAUGUUUUUAUUGAUUAAUUGAUUAUGUAUGUAUGUAUUUAUUUAUUUAUUUUUGACUGUGGAUAUUGGAGGCACAGUUUACUAAAUUGUUUCUAUAGAUUUCAGUCUUAUUUAUCUGAUUCAAGGGCUCCAAUACUGCAAUUUGAGUGCUUUUAGGGGCAUUGACACAAAGGGAUGAUUUAAUAAAUACUGAUUCUGAUAAAUGUAACUGGAGCUUUUGUGUAGAAAAAUACCUACACAUGACAUGAGAGCUACAAUUCCCCCAAACGUGGUGGUAUCUACUUGGUGUGUUAAGAUGAACUGGGAGGGCUCAUUUGGAUCCUGUAAGAGGUUGAAUAUGGAGAGUUAUGUAAUGUUUAUGUAAUGGACAGUUCAUGUUCACAAAGAAAGGAAGUUUUGCAUCAAAUUCUUGUAUGCUCCACAUCAACCACAGAACCAAAAAAAUAAUUGAACUUUCUCCAGAGGUAUUUCAUGGUUCAUCAGUUUCAAUGAAGCAAAACAUUUCAAUUAACUCAGUGUGCAAAAGGGUGCACAUGUUAAUGAUCUGUGAAGUACAUAGCAAAUAUGCAGAAGGAAAAACAUGUUCUGUGUUUGCAUCAUAAACACAGGGAGUAUUAAUUUGCAGACUACGAGAAAAGCUUCAGUAUGUAUCGUUGAAUAGCUAUGGACACUGUUUCCAGAGACAUAUCAUUAACCUUGCAUUCCAUUUUAACAAGUUAUCAACAACAGGUGAAAGGAAUGUUUACUUUUUUUUGUUAAAUUAUAAGUUGUAAAUACAUCAAUGAUGAUUUUAUUUAAUUAUCAUUUCUGUAUAAUAUAUAAAUAUGUUAAUUUCCUUUUUUAAUGCACAAACUGUUUAGAAAAGAUUGAGUGAGUGUGUGUGCGUGUGUGUGUGUGUGCGCGUGUGUGUGCG